This is a messenger RNA of Ectocarpus siliculosus, 1570 nucleotides long. The record is from the annotation of a GenBank genome assembly. NCBI's taxonomy places the organism in Eukaryota, Phaeophyceae, Ectocarpales, Ectocarpaceae.
UGGCUGCUGCUGCUGCUGAUGUACCACUGCACGAGGCUGGAGUAAAAAGCUAGUUUGGGGCAUGACGGGAGCGAGGUUGGGACGUGCAGUCCUUGCGUCUGGCGCGAGGGAUUCUGCCGUUGCCUCCCUACCACGCCGAGCAGCAGGACUGGUGGCGAGUAAGGGAUGCAAUGGAAUGCUCAGCAGAGCUCCUGCGGCUGCGAAUCAGUCGCUACGUACCAACGCUGCUAGGAGCGUAGCUGGUGGCCUAACUGGAGACAGCAUCUUGCGACCCGAGGGAAGCUUGGGCGGCAGCUACAACGGCGGUUCUCCCAAGUUGUUCGGAGGCGUUCGUUGUACCCCCGCUCGGCAGUUUCAUUCCACUCGACCUGCCGAGAAGAGAGACUUCUACGACGUGCUGGGGGUCGCGAAAGGGGCGGACAAGUCGGAGGUAAAAAAGAAGUACUUCCAGCUGGCUAAGAAAUAUCACCCCGAUCAGAACAAGGACAACCCCGACGCCAAGGCCAAGUUCCAGGAGGUCACCGAGGCCUACGAAGUGCUAAGUGACUCGGACAAGCGGAGUCGAUAUGACCAGUUCGGGCACGCGGGGGUCGAUCCCAACAACGCCGGAGCCGGUGGGCCUGGGGGAGGCGGUGACCCGUUCGCAGGCUUCGGGGGUUUCCGAGGAGGCCCCUUUCAGCAAGGGGGAUUCCAGUCCAACGUAGAUAUCGACCCCCAAGACCUCUUCGAGCAGCUGUUCGGGGCGCAGAUGGGCGGGAGGCAGAGGAGACCACGGGGACCGAGGCCUGGCCAGGACCUGCAGCUGCGGAUGAAACUGUCCUUCUUGGAAGCAGCGUUUGGGACAAAUCGAUCCCUGGACGUGACCUAUCACGUCGUGGAAGGUGGCAAGAGAAGACGCAAGACCAGGAGCGUGAAGGUCGAGGUUCCCGGGGGAGUGGAGAGCGGCAUCGCUAUCCACGUCCGAGGGGAGGGGGCUGAAGGAGAGAAGGGCGCCCCGAACGGCGACCUCUACGUGCAGCUCGAGGUGGCACCCGACCCGUACUUCGAGAGAUCCGGAGCGGACUUGCACGUGACGGCCGAUGUUAGCAUCGCUCAGGCGGCCCUUGGUGGCAAGGUUGACAUCAUGACGAUCGAUGGAAUGGUGGAAGUGACGAUCCCGAAGGGGGCCCAGCCGGAUGCGGUACUGAUGCUGAGGGGGAGAGGUCUGCCGCGGUUGACGGGCUCCGGCGCCAGUGCCGGGCGAGGCAACCAGCUCGUGCAUCUCAGGAUCCUGAUUCCAACCAAGCUCAACGAUCGGCAGCGCAAGCUGAUGGAGGACCUCCGAGAAGAGGACGACAGGUUAGCCGGGAGAGGGAGCUCCAAGACCAAGGCUUCCUCCGAGGGGACAGACUCCACAACCUCUGCCGGUAGCAGCACUAGCGGCGGCGCCGGCGGUGCAGCCUCCUCCGACGAGGACGCUCGAAGCGGCAUCAGCGGGUUCAUGCGGGACGCGUACGACAGAGUGAAGUCGCACCUGGCCGGGAAGGAGGCGAAGGAGAAGAAGAAGCAAAACGCGUCUUCGUCUAAGUAG